GAAAGUCACCAGGACAAACCCGUGAUCUUAUGGUGCUGGAUCCCAAGUUAGCGUCUUCUUCCUGUUACUAUGGUUACGGUAGCUUUACUCCGUCCAGCGAUUGUUGCCAGCGCCUGCUAACGAAGAUGUACAGUAACCAUCGUUUAGGAUCUCCCAAGCAAGCAGCUAUGUGCCCCGAGCCCUUAAAUCUCGUGCCUCUACCACGUUCCAUCCAUUCCGAACCAAUGAACUUGUCUCCGUCAGGUGACAUAGGCGUGCCCUUUGACCUUUCAAAGCACAAAUAUAGAGUUACCGCUGAAGAUCGUACAGAGUUCCACUCCAGAGUUCAAGAAGAUUGCCAGGAGGUGGAGCCACUAGACCUUCGAGUCUCGUACAAAAAGGUACCUCGCACGGCAGAUUACAUAUCUCCUACUAGUGACUGCAACGACAGACCCAGACCAUCUCCGUCCAAGAUCAGAUCCAAUAGCCUCGAAGAAUAUGCUUCCUCCUCAGGAACCCAAGUAGUAUACCCUCGACCUCUUCAUCCAUUGUUUUUGGAGUCGAUGUAUAGAAUUGAACAAGACAAACCUGCUUUUCCAAUGUUUGGACCUCCAGAGCGCGUGGCGACGUCCUUACCCACGCGAUAUCCAUUCUUCGGCGCUGUGUUCAACAAUAGCUCUUCGACUUAUGACUUGGUACGAGCCCAUAUUGAAAAGCUCGGGAAGCCAAUAAACGGCGUACUUUCCCCACACUUAAGUAAAUCAAAGGAAAGGUAUUCCUGCAAAUUUUGUGGAAAGGUGUUUCCCCGCUCUGCCAAUCUCACCCGACAUCUUCGAACCCACACAGGUGAGCAACCAUACAAAUGUAAAUACUGUGAAAGGUCGUUCAGUAUUUCCUCCAACCUCCAACGUCAUAUUAGAAAUAUUCACAACAAGGAAAAACCGUUUAAGUGUCCAUUGUGUGACCGCAGUUUUGGACAGCAGACCAACCUAGAUCGACAUCUGAAGAAGCACGAGUCAGAUGGUCCAACUAUUCUCGACGACUCUCCGAAAGAAGCCGAAAUGGCAGACAAAACAGAAACGUAUUUUGACGAGAUUCGUAAUUUUAUUGGUAAAGUGACAGAUUCUCUACAAACCGAUGUCCAAAAUGCGUUUAGCUCCAACUUUUCUAUCACUGAUCAGCUGGAGAAGAAACGGUGCUUAGUUUCAAAGCAAAGAUUAUCCCACGAGGAGGAUGAGGAUAAUGGAAUCUGCCCAGGGGACCAAGCUUCUACUAAGAAACAAAAGAAAGAAAUAGAAAAUUUCCAAAAGUCUACUGACUCGAACGAUUCUGAAGACGAAUCAGUAAAAAUGCAAGAGUUUGAUUCCAUCUCUGACAGAACCAAUGACAAAGGGAUUUCUGAAAGUGACACUGGGGACCAGGACUUAAUUAACUUCAAGAAGGAUAAGAAUAACUAUUCUCGGAGUUCUGAAGAAA
Molecule: messenger RNA, 1455 nt
Organism: Limulus polyphemus (Atlantic horseshoe crab)
Lineage: Eukaryota; Metazoa; Arthropoda; Merostomata; Xiphosura; Limulidae
Product: MDS1 and EVI1 complex locus protein EVI1-A-like
Exons: 1
Biological process (GO): regulation of transcription by RNA polymerase II
Cellular component (GO): nucleus
Molecular function (GO): DNA-binding transcription activator activity, RNA polymerase II-specific; RNA polymerase II cis-regulatory region sequence-specific DNA binding
Source: RefSeq, a predicted model, not a curated record